This is a messenger RNA of Solea senegalensis (Senegalese sole), 1670 nucleotides long. RefSeq names its product matrix metallopeptidase 23ba (gene mmp23ba). The coding region runs from base 214 to 1470 and encodes 418 amino acids. The record is from RefSeq and is a predicted model, not a curated record. Gene Ontology annotation, molecular function: zinc ion binding; metalloendopeptidase activity. The transcript is spliced from 9 exons. Gene Ontology annotation, biological process: proteolysis; collagen catabolic process; extracellular matrix organization. Lineage: Eukaryota; Metazoa; Chordata; Actinopteri; Pleuronectiformes; Soleidae. Gene Ontology annotation, cellular component: extracellular matrix.
CCCUUUAAUUCCCUCCACACAUAAACCUCUAAACGUCGUGUUCAUAAUAAAGCAUCUGAUUCUGCUUAAACUCCAGCUGUUUGAUGGACGGGGACGUUUGGUUUUCAUUAGAUUGUCUCGACGCUGACCCCCUGCCCCAACGGCAGUAAUGUGAAACCAGCCACUGGCAGGCGCACGGAGCCGAGCCAAGGCGAGCCAAGUCGAGCCGAGCUGAUGCAGUCUGCACAACUCUCACUACCCGGUCCGCAGGCUGGACUGCGCUGCUGCUGCUGCUGCUGCACACGCCACCACUAUAGGUGUGAUAUCGCAGCCAUGGUGAACUGUCAGACUCACACAAGUUUACGGAGAGGAGAGUGGGGCUUCGCUCCUCUGCUGGCUGCCGCGCUGCUCACUCUGCUGUUCGCAGGGAUGCAACAAACCACAGCGUUUCCCUCCUGGAGGUUAGAGGAAGAAGCUUACACCACUGUGUUGCUCAUCGGGAUCCGCAAAGAGGCCCGGUCACAAGUGCUUCACCUGUCCAGGAACAAGCGUUACACCCUGACCCCGGAGCAGCUGAAAUGGGACAAGCUUAAACUAACAUACAAGUUGCUCUCCUUCCCAACGAACCUGAUAAAUGCCAGCGACACGCGCCGAGGCAUCGCCAAGGCUUUUGGCAUGUGGAGCGACGUCUCGCCGUUCAGCUUCAGAGAAGUGCCAGCUGACCAAGAAGCAGACAUUAAGAUUGGAUUCUACCCCGUCAACCACACAGACUGUCUGCAGUCCCAUUUGCACCAUUGUUUCGACGGCAUCACCGGAGAACUGGCUCAUGCAUUCUUCCCGCCAACAGGCGAGAUCCACUUUGACGACCAUGAAUACUGGAUUCUUGGAAACAUGCGCUUCAGUUGGAAGAAAGGGGUUUGGCUCACGGAUCUCGUCCAUGUUGCGACUCAUGAAAUUGGCCACGUCCUGGGACUCAUGCACUCCUUGAACUCGAAAGCUAUAAUGCACCUCAAUUCAACUUUGACGGGGCGCAAGCUAAUCACACAGGACGACGUGUGGGGUAUACAGCGUCUUUACGGAUGUUUGGACCGGUUAUUUAUCUGUCCAGCUUGGGCUCGGAAAGGCUAUUGCAACAACAAGCGCAGGCUGAUGCAGAAGCACUGCCCCUCCAGCUGUGAUUUCUGUUACGAAUUCCCUUUUCCCACUGUGGCUCCCACACCCGCUCCUCCACGUACCAAACACAAGCUGGUCAUCGAAGGAAAGACACUCACUUUUCGCUGUGGGAAGAAAAUAGCAUCAAAGAAAGGCAAAGUAUACUGGUACAAAGACGGGGAGCUGCUGGAAUUCUCUCACCCAAACUACAUCUCACUCAAAGACGACCACAUUACCAUAGUGGCCAACGCCAUCAAUGAAGGCACGUACACAUGUGUUGUGAAGAAAAAGGAUAAAGUGCUCACGACCUACUCUUGGAGGGUACGUGUGCGUUUCUGAAGGCCACGCCACUCCUCUGCACACUGAACAGGAUGUAUUCUCACCCACGUGGUCACCAGGAGACCUCAUUCACUAGGGCACAUAUUUCUGUAUUGUUUUUAAUGUCUCUCCUGUAUCUUAUAUGCACACGUCUUUCAUUGGUGUCAUUGAGUAACUGCAUUUUCAUAUGUGUGCAAAUAAUAAAUGUUCCGUGACAAGAA